This is a messenger RNA of Leptosomus discolor (cuckoo roller), 1173 nucleotides long. The record is from RefSeq and is a predicted model, not a curated record. NCBI's taxonomy places the organism in Eukaryota, Metazoa, Chordata, Aves, Leptosomiformes, Leptosomidae.
GAUUGGGUUGCUUGUGAGUGCGGGCAUGACAGAGGAUUUGAAGCAAGAAGCUGGCACUUUGGAGGACCAGGAAUUGGCUGAACUAGAAGAGAAGCUGCCUGACCAAAUCCAGUCCCUCAAAGAGGAAGGUGCUGUUCAGAUAACCAACUACCAUGUACCUCAAGGAGCAGGGGAUAUAGUCAUGAUUCAGUCAGAUCACACCGGUGCUGUGGAUAUCCUUUCAGCUGAGCUGGAGACUGCAGACCUCCUUGGGGAGCAGAGGAAAGCUCAGCCUCCCCCUCUGGCUCCACCCACCAUGUGGACCACUGAGAAGAUGAAGGAAUUCAAAGCCAAGAUGGGAAAAGAGAAGAAUGGCCAGAUGGUGGUGAAGCGAGGAGAGGUGGUGACGGUCCGUGUGCCAACCCAUCCUGAUGGGAAAUGCAUUUGCUGGGAGUUUGCUACAGAUGACUACGACAUUGGGUUUGGAGUCUAUUUUGACUGGACCACGGUUACUAGCACUGCCAUUACUGUUCAGGUCAGUGAAUCCAGUGAUGAGGAGGAUGAAGAGGAGGAGGAAGAAAUUGAAGGACUUGCCCCUGUUGGUGACGUGGAAAGAGGUUCCAAAAGCUAUCUGCGGAACCGCUACGGAGAGAUCAUGCCCGUAUAUCGGAGGAACAGCCAUCGAGAGGUGCAGGCAGGCAGCCAUGAGUAUCCAGGCGAGGGCAUCUACCUGCUGAAAUUUGAUAACUCGUACUCUCUCCUCCGCAAUAAGACUCUGUUCUUUCAUGUCUAUUACACCAGCUGAAGCAAUGGGAAGGGGCAGGGACGGCAGACGGGUAACGGUGAGUGUAGCAGGCUGCCACCCAGCCCUAGUACUGCCUGAUGGGCACUUCUGUGUAACAGAACCAAGGCACAAUUCUGCCAGCUCCUCUUCAGACACUACCUGGUUUCUCUUCAUACCCUCCUUCCCUGCUGUACCAGUGCAGAAAGGUAGUUGUGACUGCCUGGUUGUCCACAGUCAGCUGCUCCUUCUGUAAAGCUUCUGGAGGUCUGCUCUGUGCAGGCAUCGGGCUGGGUCUUCAUGUCACAGCUGGUAAAUGCCCAGAGGCCAAGUUCAGGUGGUCAUGGUUUUGAUCUGUCGUGCCGGUACGAAAUGAAGUGAAAAUACAUCUGUUACUAUUUUGUGAAUAACUU